GUGGUUUUUAGAAGUGAAAAAAGAGUAUAAUUCCAUGAUUUCAUCUUUCCCUAACUAGAGAUAGACAAGAUUAAGGUACCUGUUGGGGUAAUUAUGGGACGUGGAAAGAUACCGAUCAAGAGGAUUGAAAACCGGACAACUCGACAAGUAACCUUUUCAAAGAGGCGAGCAGGGCUUUUGAAGAAGACCCACGAGCUUUCUGUGCUUUGCGAUGCUCAGAUUGGGCUCAUCAUCUUCUCUAGCACUGGCAAGAUGUGCCAGUACUGCAGUGAGCCUUAUAGAAUGGAGCAAAUCAUAGAAAGAUAUCAGAAGGUGACUGGAACUUGCAUUCCUGAGCAUGACAACAGGGAACAAUUGUACAAUGAAUUGGCAGAGUUGAGGAAAGAAACCCAUCAUCUUCAACUAAGCAUGAGACGCUAUACUGGUGAGGACAUGAGCUCUAUACCAAUUGAAGAGCUUGAUCAACUUGAACAAGAACUUGAACGCUCUGUCAACAAGGUCCGAGACCGAAAGAAUGAGCUCUUGCAACAACAGCUGGAUAAUCUACGUAGAAAGGAGCGAAUGCUACAGGAAGAAAACAGCAACAUGUACCGAUGGAUUCAGGAACACCAAGCAGCAAUAGAGUAUCAACAGGAAGGAAUAGAAGCUAAGCAAGUGGAGCAUCAGCAAGUUCUGGAUCAAUUCCCCUUCUAUGAAGAACCUAGUAGUGUGCUUCAGCUUGCAACCAUUCCUCAACAAUUUAACUCUUAUCAGCUCCAGCUUGCGCAGCCUAACCUUCAACAUUCAAAUGUCUAGCUAGCAUUGCAGCUAUGGUAUAAUCACCACCAUUUACUCGUCAUAUUUGUUACAUCAAGCAUCUAGUAUUCUCAAUUCUGG
Messenger RNA from Durio zibethinus, 876 nucleotides. Lineage: Eukaryota; Viridiplantae; Streptophyta; Magnoliopsida; Malvales; Malvaceae. The record is from RefSeq and is a predicted model, not a curated record.